AUGGCGGGCACCAAAAGCGAGCAAGAUGACGGCUACUUUUUCUCUCGAAAUUUUCUGUCUUCCGCGCGACUCACGGCGCAGCACUUCCUCUGGAUUCCCAAGAACGGGUUCCUGCUGCACCCAGCGGUGGAACAGAGGCUUUCUCAAGUGGCCACACCAGAAGUUGUGGAUGUUGCAACGGGCAAUGGGAUCGUGGCUCUCACUCUUGCCCACGACCAUCCCAACAGCAAGGUCGUCGCCCUCGAUAUCUCGGACGAGCAAUAUCCACACGCCUGGACCCGCCCAGCAAAUAUUGAGUUCGGCUCGUGGAACUUCCUCGACCCAGUUCCCGAACAGUUCUGGGAGAGAUUCGAUGUCGUUCACAUCCGAGCAGUUUGCUCCUCGCUGUUCGGCAGGGACAAAGCUGAGAUUCUUGAAAAGCUGAUCAAGAUGUUGAAGCCCGGAGGAUACCUCCAAUGGCACGAAUGCUGUUCGAACAUGAUCGGAGUUUUGGACGAGCACUCGUCUUUAAACCACUCGUCAGAACUGACCGACUAUUUCGAGGUGCUCGACAGAUACACCGGCGGAUUAAGCUCGGCGCGCCAAUUCGACGACCUGGACAAAGUGUUUAAGGAUAAGGGGCUGGUGGACGUGGAGAAGAGAGUGUCGAAGGUCGUCCCUCAUCUGCUCAAGCACGAGACGGAUCUGAUCUUGAUGUCAAACCACGAAGUCAUGGGGACUUUGCGACGGCGCAACGAACAUGCGCCAGAGGUGAUGCGGGAGCUGGAAGAGGCUCAGGCGAAGAUGUCGGCCGAAGUGGCCAGCGGGAAAUGCUUUAUUUACCUGAUGGCGGUCUUCGUGGGGCGCAAAACGGGUGGUGAUUGA
This is a messenger RNA of Fonsecaea multimorphosa CBS 102226, 864 nucleotides long. RefSeq lists its product as uncharacterized. NCBI's taxonomy places the organism in Eukaryota, Fungi, Ascomycota, Eurotiomycetes, Chaetothyriales, Herpotrichiellaceae. The coding region runs from base 1 to 864 and encodes 287 amino acids. The record is from RefSeq and is a predicted model, not a curated record. The transcript is spliced from 4 exons.